AUGGCGCCAGAGGUCACAGCGCCCGCGAGGCCAGGCUCGCCCCCGACGAAUCGUCGUAUCACUAGGAGAGCCGAGACGAAGCGGCGCGAAUAUGAUACGAACAUGCCCGAACGCCUGCGAGAUAGCGAUGAGUCGUCGGGAGACGACGAGGAUUCCGAACGAGCAUCAACACUACCAAUGAACAUGAACCAAAGCAUCUUUGGCCUGAUAGCCGCCGCUGGGUCAAGGGUGGACUUCAACGAGAGAUUCGACGACAGUAGCAGUGACGAGGAUGCUGAAGGGACUGGCGAUGGGGAGAGGCACCGGGAACAUGAGGACCUGUCACGAACGACCAUAUUCCAGCCUCCGUCCAGAACAGAGAAGCAGGGCCGCAGUCACCGUCGCAGGGUGUCAGGGCGCAGGGGCCUUCUUAAGUCACUGCCCUCGUUGCCGCGCCUAAUGUCGAAAUCCAAAAGCGCCCCAGGGAAGCUGCCUCCGCACGGUGAAACUUUGGACGAAAGCGAGGACAAUGAAACUGGCAAUCUUGCCAGGCCACCUGCUAUUGAACUCACACGAACGGUUUCGACCGACAGGCUGCCACCGGUCAUGAGUCGGAUGCUUGAAGCGCAUGCCGAAAUGGCGAGCCGGUCCAGCUUCGACGCGCCCGAUGUAACAAAGGGCAGCGAUGUCGACGAUGAUGAUAAUGAUGCUGUUCUUCUCGCGAAUCGAAUGAUGGAGAUCUUCGAAUUCGACGAACCGGAGUUGGUCAUCGAGGAGUAUCCUUGCUGGCUGCUGCAGAGCGUUCUGCUGCAAGGGUAUCUGUACAUCACAGAGAAGCACAUUUGCUUCUAUGCGUACGUGCCUAGGACGGUGAAUCAAGUUCUCAAAUCCGGCUUCCUGGCCAAGACAGGAAAGCGAAAUCCUCGAUACACUCGAUUCUACUUUCGGCUCAAAGGUGACGUGCUCUCUUACUAUCGCGACACCCAGAACCAGUAUUUUCCGCACGGGCAGAUCGACCUCAGAUACGGCAUCUCUGCAUCCAGCACCGAUAAAGACAAGGAUGGCAUGAGCUUCGAAGUCGUGACGCGCCAUCGUACCUACAGGUUCCGUGCCGACAGCGAGGCCAGUGCACAGGAAUGGGUGAAGACCCUACAGCGAGUCAUCUUCAGAAGUCACAACGAGGGCAACAGCGUAAAGAUCGCGCUACCUAUCGCGAACAUUAUGGACGUGGAAGAAGUACACAUGACAGACUUCGCCGAGACCUGCAAAAUCCGCGUUAUUGACAACGAUGAGACAUGGGCCAUGGACGAAUACUUCUUCUCCUUUUUCAAGCUUGGUCAGGAGGCCAUUGAUGUUUUGAAGAUCAUGGUGGAGGAACGGGGCGCCGACCAGAGGAAAUCCCACGAUGGAUCUGAACGAUCCGACGUGCUCAAGGCACCUGCUCCAUCUUCACAGCCCAGGGGGGAUAAGACGGCCAGCACUGCCCCCCGUUUGCAAGUCUCGACGGUCAAGUCAACUCUAUACCCAUUGCCUCCGCAGUCGCCACGCGGCACAAGCCCUAUUGCGAGCCCAGACGCAUCCCGGAAAUCAAGCUUGGAUGCUUUUCGUUGUAUUGGCAGGCGAAGUCUCGACACGGCGGGCGCCCCGCGCGAUGCUCGUCCUCACAGCAGGGGCUUUAGCGGCAGCAGCAGGUCCAGGAGUCAUUCUCGACAAGGUGGCUCCAGAACGCCUCAGCCACUUCAGUCGCCGAUCGCAUCUUCAGAGUCCUAUCUACAAUCGUCAGUUGAGGAUCCAAGCUUUUCGAACCUGGGCGCUUCAUCCCUAGAAGAUCCCUCAGCUAGUCAGCUUCUCACCGACAGUGCUGUCUUCCGCCAGAGCCCGACCGUGCCACGGUCCACGGACGGCCAUGCUUCGAAUGCUUCGAAGAGCCGGGAGGCCCAUGCUAGGGAGCAGCUUGCACCUUUGGCUACGUACUCGGGCCUAUCGAGCCAGCACAAUACACAGCAUGAACAGAUUGGCGACAAGGCACAGCCCCCAACACCAACCUUGCAAAGUAUUUCACAGAUGGGGGGCUCAUCGCUUCAACGAGCUAGUGCUUUUGUUGACUAUCUCGAUCGCACCCGCCAGAAGAUGAGUUCGCUCUUGGCGACUGAAUCCAUGGGAUAUGUGGAAAAGGUGCACGGCAUGUGGCAAGGGAAACGCAAGCAUUAUGACGACCCUGCCGCGGUAAGGCCUGACGACGAUGACGGCGACCUCGAGAAGGACUCUGAAGGCAAAUUGCAAAUGUCGCACGAGCGGUUCCGUGCACACUUUGCCCUACCGGAUGCCGAGAAACUGCAAGCUACAUACUAUGGCCAUUUGUUCCGUGUAUUACCUCUCUAUGGUAAGAUCUACUUGAGCAAUCGCUACUUUUGUUUCCGUAGCUUGCUACCAGGAACGCGGACUAAACUCAUCCUGCCGCUGCAGGAUGUGGAGAAUGUCCACAAGGAGAAAGGCUUUCGGCUGGGAUACUCGGGGCUCGUGGUCAUUAUCAAGGGGCAUGAGGAGAUAUUCUUUGAGUUCAACCUGGCGGUCGACCGGGACGAUUGUGCGGUCACGCUACUGAGGAGUCUAGAAACGACACGGUACUUGAAGGAAUCCGGACGUCUCUACGAGGAGGAGGAGGCUGAGGAGCAGUCCGCCCUGUUUGAGCAUAACGCACUCAAGUCGGCCCGCGAGAUGGGUAAUCCGGACCACGAGCCGCAACAAGCUCUGCGCACGACUGGCCUCGAGCAUGUUCCAACAAUACUCGAGGGCCCGGAUUUGUCGAUCAUCAGCUUCAAGCCCAAGGAAUCUAUGAGAAUCACUUGCUUGACCAUCGGCUCACGAGGCGAUGUGCAGCCAUAUAUCGCGCUGUGCAAGGGGCUUAUUGCGGACGGACACAAAGUAAAGAUUGCGACACAUCAAGAGUUCCAGCCGUGGAUUGAGUCACACGGCAUUGAUUUUGCUGAAAUAGCAGGCGAUCCGGGCUCGCUUAUGCGGCUUUGCAUUGAGCAUGGGACAUUUACCCUUGCUUUCCUUCGCGAAGCCAACGCAACCUUCCGAGGGUGGCUCGACAGCCUGUUGCACUCUGCCUGGGAGGCUUGCCAGGACACAGACCUCUUGAUCGAAUCGCCCUCAGCCAUGGCUGGUAUUCACAUCGCCGAGAGACUGAGGAUACCCUAUUUCCGAGCCUUCACCAUGCCAUGGACCCGCACGAGAGCGUAUCCGCACGCAUUCGUCAUGCCAGAGUCCCGGCUGGGAGGUGCCUACAAUUACAUGACAUACAUCAUGUUCGAUAACCUGUUCUGGAAAGCCACAUCCUACCAGGUGAACCGAUGGCGGAACAACACCCUAGGUCUUCCGAACACGAGCCUGGAGAAGAUGCAACCCAACAAGGUACCCUUUCUGUACAACUUCAGCCCAAGCGUUGUGGCGCCCCCGCUGGACUUUUCUGACUGGGUGCGCGUGACUGGGUAUUGGUUCUUGGACGAGGCAGGCGGCUACGAGCCGCCGUCAGAUCUCGCCGAAUUCAUCAGGAAGGCGAGGGCUGAUGGCAAGAAACUGGUAUACGUCGGCUUCGGAUCUAUCAUUGUGGACGAUACGCCCAAGAUGACGCGAGAAGUCAUUGAUGCAGUCCAGAAGGCCGACGUUCGCUGCAUAUUGUCCAAAGGCUGGUCCGAACGUGGUACUGGCACAGACGGCAGUGCCCCAACACCACAUCGAGAGGAACCCGAGAUGCCGUCUGACAUCUUCGUGAUCAAAAGUGCGCCACAUGACUGGCUCUUCCGGCAGAUCGAUGCGGCGGCUCACCACGGAGGCUCGGGUACGACGGGGGCCAGUCUCCGCGCUGGCAUUCCCACAAUCAUCAGACCCUUCUUUGGCGACCAAAACUUCUUUGCUGGGCGAGUGGAAGAUCUCGGCGUGGGCAUUGCACUGAAGAAAUGGGGCACCAAUGCAUUUGGCCGGGCGCUCUGGGAGGCUACGAGGAAUGAGCGCAUGAUUGUGAAGGCGCGGGUGUUGGGUGAACAGAUCCGCGCAGAGGAUGGGGUUGACACGGCCAUCCAGGCCAUCUAUCGCGAUCUUGAGUAUUCCAAGAGUCUCGUCGAGCGCAAGGCUGGCAAGAAUCAUCCCGUACCCGCAUCGACCAGCGCAUCGCAGGGAGGCGAUUUCGACGACGACGACGAGGAGAGUUGGACAUUUAUCGGAGCCGACGAGCCCGAUCCCGAGUCUGUCACCAAGAAGCUCAGCGAGGGACUUUUCCUGGAUGGCGCUGUCGGCUCACAGCUUAGAAGUGGAAGACCAGCUGACGCGGCGAGAGACAACAACUAG
Molecule: messenger RNA, 4329 nt
Organism: Emericellopsis atlantica
Lineage: Eukaryota; Fungi; Ascomycota; Sordariomycetes; Hypocreales; Bionectriaceae
Exons: 3
Coding region: 1-4329 (1442 amino acids)
Biological process (GO): carbohydrate metabolic process
Molecular function (GO): hexosyltransferase activity; UDP-glycosyltransferase activity
Source: RefSeq, a predicted model, not a curated record